AUGGGGCUCACCUCAGAAGCUGACAAGUGCAGCACGGGGGGCUCUCCUACUGAGGCGUUUGAAAGGCUUCUCAUGCUGCCUCGCAGUGGAGUCACAGAGGCUGGCGCACCUACCUUCAAGUACCAAAAUCCUGGAAGCUAUACUGGCAGACUGAACCACGUUGUACUCGUUAUUGGAUACUUUGUCUUGAGAAAUGACGGCAGCCAAAAUCGCAUUGCGCCUCCAUUCUGGAUCAUCCGCAACUCAUGGGGAGUGGAGUGGGGUGAUCGGGGCCACAUGCGCAUAGACAUUCAGGGAGGCGAUGGCGUGUGUGGCAUCAACGUGCUACCUGGCAUCUACCCCAUUGUCAAGAUCCCCAAAGACCCUUGCGGCCAGAAGAGCUUCAAGGGUGAUGGCGAUUUGCAGCCCACCAUGAACCCGUGUGGGCGGUUCGCAUGCCGGGCUAACCUGCGUAGCAACAGCAACUCGUGUAACUGCACCAUUCCGAAUGAAUCCAAGCAGCCAUUUGUUGAAGUGGCGAAUGGAUACGGCUUUCAAACGUGUGCCUAUUUGGACGUGUGUGGGGCAGACUUGAAGAACCCGUGCUACGUGGGGGCAUGCAUCAACGAUGGCAAGGGCUCCUACUCCUGCAUCUGCCCACCCAACUACGUUGCCAGCACAACCAUUGACAAUUUCCCUACCUGCGACCCAGCCAACCUCACAGCCAGCACCCUGGCAGUGAGAGGCAGCAACUGGUGGUGCUCCGAUGUCCUCCCUCUUGUGGGCCUCCCACUUGCACUAUUUACACAGCAGAAUGUGGCCAUUGACUGCAGCCGUCCUUUGCCUCGUAACAUCGUGCUUCAGCUGGGAAGUCCUCUUCCCGUGCCCUGCACCGCAUUCUUCUACACCCUCAAUGGUGACACGUGCUGGUCCAUCGGCACCCAGCUGGGCCUUAGCAGCAGCAACUUCACGGCUCUCAAUCCCGGCCUUGACUGCUCUAAGGCCAUCAAGGCCGGGGCCUCUCUUUGCAUCGAGCGUAAUGCCACCUUUGCCUUCACCGUGCCGCGGUGCUUGCAAUACGGUGUGCUCACAGCACAGGACACGUGUGAGCGCCUGCUGCAGCAGAUGGCGGGGGGUGAGGAUGGUCUUACGGGUUCUGGGAAAGUGAACGCCAUGCGUUGGGCUGAGCUGUACCGGAACAAUCCCAGCCUCAUCUGCUCCAACGUCAUCCCAGCCUCCGCCUCUGCUGUUGGCAGCAACACUGGCGUGCAGAUUUGCCUAAGAGCAGAGUAUUGGCCAUUCGUUGUUGGCAUAUGCAAGAAGGCAGUUCCGCCCGCCUCGCCGUCCUCAUCACCAACCAUGGCGGCCGAGGCCGUUGCAGUCGCCACUUGCUCACACUGUGCAGCAGCUGGUUCCUGCGCUGCCACAGCAGUCAUCGCUGUAGCGACCUCCACCCCCGGCCCCUCCACCCCCGGCCCCGCCACCGCAGUCGGUUCUGGCCCCCCCCUCCUCCCGCACAGUUGUCCUUGUCAGCGCCUAUGGGCUCAGUGGCUCCCUCUCGUCCGGCUGCACAGCCUCCUCCUCCCGCCGCUCCUCACCCCACCUCUCCUGCGCCCGGUGUCCAGCCUCCUCGUCGGCAGCAUCCCCUGGUUACUCAUUCCCGUCCCCCAGCUGCCCGCUUUGGUCUGGUGA
Messenger RNA from Closterium sp. NIES-65, 1671 nucleotides. Lineage: Eukaryota; Viridiplantae; Streptophyta; Zygnematophyceae; Desmidiales; Closteriaceae. The record is from the annotation of a GenBank genome assembly.